ACUCUCUCAGAUAACCCCCCUCCCCUCGUUUUGUGACAGAGCCAAUCGCCAGUAGUUGCUGUCUCGCCCAAAUUCGUAGUCAAAACAAACAAAAACCUGAAGUCGAGAUACACGGCCUGCCCCUGCCCCUGCCUGAAAACUGACACGACAUGAUGGCAUCACCACGCACGACGCUGAUGAUGCUCGUCGCUGCGGUGACCGCGGCGAUGCUGACGACCACGGCGAUGGGCGACCCGGUCUGCCCGCCGCUCGACCCAAACCUCUUCUACUCGUGGAGCGGCUACGUGACGAGUCCCCCGACAGGCACCGUCUGCAGACCAGCAGUGCUCCCGACGAACGAGGUCUGCAGAAUGUGCCAGCAGGUCCAGGUCCCCGUCGCGUUCUGCCCGCCUGGCUACACGCCUGCGCGCGACGAGCGCUACCCAAGCUGCCUGCUCUGCCCAGCUGGCUACUACUGCAAGGCAACCGGUGACACGUACCCGGUCGUAUGCCCAAGUGGCCACUAUUGCCCGGCAGGAUCCACGUACGCUCGCGCGUGCUACUCGACCUCCGUCUGCCCCGAAGGAUCGGAAAAGCAGGCCUUUUUGGGCGGAUUUCUCGGGAUGGCGCUCGUUCUCAUCGUGCUCGCCGUCAUCAUGCACUGGCUCAACGCGCGGCAGCGAAAGCGCGCAGUCAAGUCGCUGCCAGUCACGUCGACCGCCACCAUGCUGCCCAGACUCGGCAGCACCACGGCUCAGACCAAUCCUGCUCUUGCUCUUGUCCAGUCUCGCGCUCCGCCUUCUGCUCCCAACUCGAACAGCACUGUUCGCGAAACCGACGACCUCGCGCUCGCAGCCGUCACGGACGAGCUCGCGAAAGGCGCCAUCGGCAUGACCGUCUUCAACGCGAAAGCCGAUGAUGCCGAGCGUCAAUCCAUCGAUGCCGAUGCAGCGGACGCUGGACGAGACUCGUACUCUGUUGCCGUCCGUCCCUCCAGAACGCGCACCAUCACCGCCACGACCACCGGCUCCGAGCAGCAGCAACAGCAGCAGCAACAACGACAGCCGGCGUUCGCUUCGGCCGCCAAGAUCGACAUUCGCUUUGACAAGCUUGGCUUGACCAUCCGCCGAAAGUCUGGCAUCAUUCGACGCAAAGUCACCGAGCAAGUCAUUCUGCGCGAGGUCUCUGGCGAGUUCCUGCAUGGUCGACUCACCGCCAUCAUGGGUCCUUCCGGUGCGGGAAAGACCAGCUUGCUGAACGUUCUGUGCGGCAAGGCCAAGCGAACCUCUGGCCACCUGUACAUUAACGGACAGAAAGGCGAGAUUGAGCAGUACAAGAAGGUCAUGGGCUUUGUUCCUCAGGACGACAUUAUGCUGCGCGAGCUCACUGUCGAAGAGCUGCUCACCCACAGCGCGCGCGUUCGUUUGCCCGCCGAGCUCUCCCGCGCCGAGAUUGCCCGUCGCGUGGACGGUGUCAUUGCUACUCUCGGCUUGACAGAGGUCCGUCAAUCGCGCAUUGGCGACGAGCUACGCCGCGGCGUCUCUGGCGGUCAGCGCAAGCGCGUGAACAUUGGCAUGGAGCUUGUCGCCGAAACGGCGUGCAUCUUCCUUGACGAGCCCACCUCCGGCUUGGACAGCUCGAGCGCCGAGGAGGUGACCUCUGCACUCCAGACAAUUGCGGCCUCUGGCAUCAACGUCAUUGCCGUCAUCCACCAGCCCCGCGUCGAAAUUUUCAACAUGUUCCACUCAAUCAUGCUCUUGGCGAAGGGAGGCAUGGUGGCCUACCACGGCCCGACUGCCGGCGCGCUCGGCUACUUCCACGAAAUUGGCUUUGCGGCCGUUGGCAACACGUCCGCGCCAGACUAUCUGAUGGAUGUCUUGUCGGGCCAUGUUUCCCGCCGUGCCGUUGGAGGAGCAACAACGACUGCUGAUGACCAGCAGCUGUCUGUCGCUCCAGAGGACCUGCACAAGGAAUGGCAAAAGCGCGAGCCUGAAGUUACAGCCCCGGUGCUGUCCGAGCGGUCGAGCUCCUUUUCGCGAGUUCGGUCUCUCUCCAAGCUGCUCAAAUGGAACGAGCCCAUCCACCGCACGACGGCCGCCUUCCCAACGCAGCUCGUUCUUUUUGCCUACCGGUCCAUCCUCCAGACCCGGCAUGCCGUUGGACGGUUCCUGCUGGACAACUUCCUCUUUGCCUUCACUGGCGUCUACAUUGGUCUCAGCUUUUUGGAUCCCAAGUACGUGCUGCCCAUCCCCACGGCGGUCAGCAACUAUUGUCCCAACACCCUGUCCCAGCUCGUGAAUGGUUUGGUGUCUGCAACCCCGCAAGGCGGGGAGAACUUUCGCAACUGGUGCUCCAACUGCUCGCCCUCCGAAGAAAACAUUGGUCUCAUGGGCAUUUACAUGUGCAUGGGCAUCGGUGUCAUGGCCACAGCAGUGAGCGUGCGCACGUUUGGUGAUGAGCGGAUUGUGUACUGGCGCGAUGCUUCGUCCGGUAUCAACACAUUGGCCUACUUUAUUGGCAAGUGUGUCGUGGACUUUGCCAAGUUUCUGUUCUUCACCUGGAGCUUUUUGGCGACCUUCAUGCUGGUUGCGGCGCCUUUCGGAUCCUUCAACGGCUACUUCCAAGUUGUCCUGGCUGUGAUUUGGUGCAUGUCGUCGCUUGGAUACAUAACAUCGAUAGUCCUUUCGCGGCAAAACUCUGGUUUCACGGCUGUCAUGCUGGGCAUCAUUUGGUCUCUGACAACCGGCUUUGUCUUUUCCACAGAAAAGCUUGGAUUCUUUGGCAUCAUUUCCUUCCCUCGCUGGUUUGGCGAAGCCGUGUUUGCGGUGGAAACGGCUGACAUAUCCUCUGGACCACACUCUGUCAUUAACACGGUGGUGCUUGCCGGCGGCCAGGCAUUCCCCGUGCAGCAGGCGUACGGCUCUGGUCUUGAGCAGUUUGCCGAUCUCCGAUAUGGCUACACGCUUGGCCGCCUGUCCACCAAUGUCCUCAUGAUGUUUGUCCUUGGAGCUGCGCUUCGUGUCAUUGCCUAUGCUCUGCUGCGGUUGACCAACCGUCGCAAGCAGCGUUGAGUUUGUUUAGUUGGUUUGCGUUUUGUUUUAUUUUCCCCCCGAGUCGUUUAGGUUUUGCUAUUGUACGCUGUGUGCAAAAACGCCAGUCUGCAGUAGCCAUUGUGUUUAUUAUAUGCGUUCCAAAGUUC
Capsaspora owczarzaki ATCC 30864 is the source of this 3178-nucleotide messenger RNA. Its product is annotated as multidrug resistance protein. NCBI's taxonomy places the organism in Eukaryota, Filasterea, Ministeriida, Capsasporidae. Gene Ontology annotation, molecular function: ATP hydrolysis activity; ATP binding; ABC-type transporter activity. The transcript has 3 exons. The record is from RefSeq and is a predicted model, not a curated record. The coding region runs from base 150 to 3050 and encodes 966 amino acids.